Messenger RNA from Rangifer tarandus platyrhynchus (Svalbard reindeer), 873 nucleotides. NCBI's taxonomy places the organism in Eukaryota, Metazoa, Chordata, Mammalia, Artiodactyla, Cervidae. The record is from the annotation of a GenBank genome assembly.
AUGGCGGCGCUGCAGGAGAAGAAGUCAUGCGGGCAGCGGAUGGAGGAGUUCCAGCGCUACUGCUGGAACCCGGACACCGGGCAGAUGCUGGGCCGCACGCUGUCCCGCUGGGUGUGGAUCAGCCUCUACUACGUGGCCUUCUACGUGGUCAUGACGGGCAUCUUUGCUCUCUGCAUCUACGUGCUUAUGUGCACCAUCGACCCCUACACACCCGACUACCAGGACCAGCUCAAGUCACCAGGGGUGACCUUGAGGCCAGACACCUAUGGGGACAAAGGCCUGGACAUCGCCUACAAUGUGUCUGACAACAGGAGCUGGACAGGGCUCACACAGGCGCUGCGGCUCUUCCUGGCAGACUACUCGCCCGCAGCCCAGGAGGACAACAUCAACUGCACGUCCGAGAGGUACUUCUUCCAGGAGCACUUCCUGGCCCCGAACCACACCAAGUUCUCCUGCAAGUUCACAGCAGACAUGCUGCAGAAUUGCUCCGGCCAGCCGGACCCCACCUUCGGUUUUGCAGAGGGAAAGCCAUGCUUCAUUAUCAAGAUGAACAGAAUCGUCAAGUUUCUCCCCGGCAACAGCACGGCCCCCAGGGUGGACUGCGCCUUCCUGGACCAGCACCGGGAUGCCCCGGCUCUGCAGGUGGACUACUUCCCGCCCAGUGCCUCCUACAGCCUGCACUACUUUCCCUACUACGGGAAGAAGGCCCAGCCCCACUAUAGCAACCCACUGGUGGCCGCGAAGCUCCUCAAUGUCCCCAAGAACAAGGAGGUGGUUGUCGUGUGCAAGAUCCUGGCAGAGCACGUGACCUUCAACAACCCCCAUGACCCCUACGAGGGGAAGGUGGAGUUCAAGCUGACAAUCCAGAAGUAG